AUGAAAUUGGUGAAUUUUUUAAAGAAACUUCGUAAUGAACAAGUAACCAUAGAAUUGAAAAAUGGUACCACAGUUUGGGGCACUUUACAAACCGUAUCUCCACAAAUGAACACAACUUUAACAGACGUAAAAUUGUCGUUACCUCGUAAUGCCUCUCAAGGCAUCUCAGCUGGAUCGGUUGCUAUAGCUUCUGUAUAUUUAACGAAUGGAACUAGCGGUACAAGUAAUAAUAAUCCAACAGGAAUUGAAUCUUCUACAACUUCAUUACAAUACAUCAAUAUCCGUGGUAAUACAAUAAGACAAAUAAUAUUGCCAGAUUCAUUAAAUUUAGAUUCGUUACUCGUUGACGAAAAGGAAUUAAACAAAUUAAGGAAAUUAGGGAAAGUGUCAGAUGAUUCCAAUAGAAAGAGGAAGCGUGGGUUUAGUGAGAAUACCACGAAAAGAGUAAGAAGAGCUCUAUAA
Naumovozyma dairenensis CBS 421 is the source of this 462-nucleotide messenger RNA. RefSeq names its product mRNA splicing protein SMD1 (gene SMD1). Gene Ontology annotation, molecular function: RNA binding. The record is from RefSeq and is a predicted model, not a curated record. Lineage: Eukaryota; Fungi; Ascomycota; Saccharomycetes; Saccharomycetales; Saccharomycetaceae. Gene Ontology annotation, cellular component: U5 snRNP; precatalytic spliceosome; U12-type spliceosomal complex. The coding region runs from base 1 to 462 and encodes 153 amino acids. Gene Ontology annotation, biological process: RNA processing; spliceosomal snRNP assembly. The transcript has a single exon.